Molecule: messenger RNA, 970 nt
Organism: Peromyscus eremicus (cactus mouse)
Lineage: Eukaryota; Metazoa; Chordata; Mammalia; Rodentia; Cricetidae
Gene: Stpg4
Product: sperm-tail PG-rich repeat containing 4
Exons: 5
Coding region: 434-970 (178 amino acids)
Biological process (GO): epigenetic programing of male pronucleus
Cellular component (GO): germinal vesicle; female pronucleus; male pronucleus
Molecular function (GO): histone binding; chromatin binding
Source: RefSeq, a predicted model, not a curated record
UGGAUGUUAAGGAAGAACUCCACCUGAAAGCUAAAGGCGCCUACCCGGUUCCCUUUCUAGGAUGUAGGAUUGGGGGUAAUUUGUGAGGGAGUGGUAGAAAUUGUGGGUACUCUCAGAUGCGGGCAAGCCUGCCUAUAUACACACUGAUACCCAAGAACUCGGGCAACUUCACAGUCCCUUAUACUUUAUGACACACGCACACGUGACGGUCUCUAAGGAUGUCCACUGAGUCAGCUUGGCUUGGCCUGCACGGGGCAUCACUUCCCUGUCCUCACCAGUGGAGGUGACCUGCAGGACUUUGCACUGGUCUUUUACACGCGCAAGCUCAGAACCGGCGGGUGGCCGGGCUGCUAGCACAGGCUCGGAACCGGCGGGUGGCCGGGGCUCCUAGCAACCGGCUGCCAGCCCGGACCGGGGGAGAGAGGAGGUCGCAAUGGACGAGCCAGCCAUCCCCAUCAACCCCUCCGCAGUACCAAGAGAAGACCUGGGGCGUGGAGAGCCACUCGUCUCGACCUCGAAACAGAUCCGGAAGAGUUCAACUCUUGAUAGAGAAGGAUGGUGGAGGGUAACAUUAACGAAUACUCCAAUACCUGGCACUUACCACAUCAAGACUUUUAUUGAAGAGUCCCUAUUAAACCCAGUGAAAGCAACCUACAACUUUAAAAACGAAGGAAGGAAAAGGAUACCGCUAGUGCAGAGAAACGAUCCAGUCCCAACCGACCUCCCGCAUUACAAGCCUCCCGACUUCCUGGAACUGUUGAAGAAGCAGAUGGCCUCCUACUCGUUCAAAGACCGCCCCCGGCCAAACCCCACCACACUGGUUGACAAAGACGAGUCACUCCAGCUUUGCCCAGGACAGUAUGAGAUACUCCCCGCACCUGUUGCCAAGAGUGCUUCCAGGAGCUUCGUAUUUCGUUCUGCGGUUCAAAGAUUCCCACCGAACUAUUUCACACCUGUAAGUAAAAUGUAG